UGUCAUUUUACGAGCCACUGACAAAGUGAACUAUUCGUAGUUGUCAAUAGGUGGAACGCUUUUGUAACACCGUGAAGAGAGAGAGGAAGGGGACAGAUUAGCCCCGUUUCGGCUUAAUUUGGAUCUGACGAAAUUUUCUUGAAGAAAAAUGAAAGAAUCAGUUGAAGUGAUUCAUUUGACGUUUAUACAUGGCCGACACGAGAUCUAUUACGUCGACCGAAGAUAAAGAUUCGGUGACGUCAAGCGGUGGAGUUUUUAGCCGAGUGUUCCAUCGUUUGAGUCUUCGGAGAAAAUCUUCACUAAGCCGCGGCGAUGGAAGGCGAUCGCUUCGUAUAUCCAGAAAGACCAAAUCCUUUGACAAUUCCUUUCUUAGACCUGAUGUUCAUAUUCGUGAUUAUCAGAACCGAUACUCGGACGUUGAGAGUAGGAAUAGUUUAGACGAAUCAAGCGAGGACUCUGUGGAUUAUUCUACAAACUUCAAGCAUGAAACAUUAUAUAGAGGUUUAUUACGGAAUUUACUACAUCCGUUGGGUACAACUGAUAAACGUGUGGGACUACGACCUGGUGACUUGAUAGAUCAUCUUAGGGAGGUAUUUGAAGUUGAUCAGUAUGACCACGAAAGGUAUCUGAGACAAGAAAUUCAUAAUAAGCCAAGACAGAUGAUGCUUGGAGUGAGGGUUAUAGAAGCUAAAUAUGUUGAUAUAGCUGAUAAAUAUAAAGAUUACAAGCCUUACUGUGUUCUACAAUUAUCGUCAAAUCCCAGAAGGUCGAGAAAUGCUCAGUUAUCAAAAGUUUCUUUUAAACCUUCACCGAAAGUCAGUCCGAAAGGCAGUCCGAAAGGAAGCCCGUUAUUAAAACGACUAGAAAUGCCAAUUACAAUCAUGAAAACUCAACUAGCUCAUUCUCUUGAACAACCGAACUGGAAUGAAGAAUUUCAGAUGAAAGUAACAGAACUGUUGUCAGAUGAAUUACAUAUUUUUGUUUUUCAACAAAAUUCUGGCAACGAGAAAAAAUCUGAAAAAAAGAAACAAUUUCGGGGGUUAUUCAAAAAAUUGUAUCUUGAGAAAAACUUAGAUGUGAAUAUCGGUUCUAUUGUUAUACCAGUAAGGGAUAUACCGGUACAGGGUGUAAACGCUUGGUUUGAUAUUUUUCCCGUGGAUGGUACUAAAACACAACCUCGUAUUGGACAGUGCCAUCUACAACUGUCAUUAUCUCAUGUUCAGGAUAGUCAGCAUAUGUCUUUGUUCUCAGCUGAAGAUUAUCAUCAAGCAUCAUUACAGUUUCAUCAACAUAGUAUUUAUGUAGCCGAGAAAGAAUUAAAGAAAGAAAUGUCUUUAUCCGAUAAAAGUCGAAGAUUGUUGGAUGUUUUUGCCAGUGCUAACAGAAUCUCACCAUUGUCUCAGUCCAUAAUGGAUUUAACAAUAUUAUUGGAACUGGCAUCCGGAAUUCAUCAUAGACUUAUUAAAGAUGCAACUUUACGUAAGGCAGUGGAGGCUGUAUUAAUCAUAUGGAUGGCUAAACAAGUCGGCAACAAAACAUUUACAGAAAGAAUGCCACUGAGCGAUGCAGAGAUAUGUGUGUUCAGAACAGCUACUAGAAAGUAUAUAACAAAUAUUAGUAACAGAGUUGAUGAAUUACCUUGUCUUUUUCCACCCACAGUAGAUAAUUUAACUAUACUCAAAUGCAAAUUAGGCAUAGUAGAAGAGUUACUAGGAUUAGAUUUGUGGGAUUCCAGUAGUACACCACAGGAAGAUUUAGCCGAAAGAAUUUUGCUAAAGCUAAGAAGUGAUUUAAGACAGUGGUUAAAAGUAGAAAUGGAAGAAGUGAGAAAUCAUAGUGUUAUGAAGGAUGAAGUUAUGACAGAAUGUACAAAAUGUGUUGAUAUCAUUAAUAAAUUAACAUCGCACUGUACACAACUAGGUGUAAUAAUUACUUUCUAUAAGGCUUUUAAUAUCAACUAUUACAGAGCAGUAAUAUUAAUAGCAGAAAAUACAAUAAUGAAAGAGGUUAGAUCUCAGAUGAUAGAGAUGGAUAGAUAUCAGACACGAUAUCAUUUUUACCCUGUAAAUAUCGCUCAAUCUAGUAAGCUAUCAUUACAGUUAUAUCUAGCUAUAAGAAGAUUUUAUGUAAUCGCCAGAGAAACACUUACUGACAGAGACUUGUUUAGAAUAUCAUAUAGUCAAUAUCAGUCCUGGUUUCAGACAACGCUGGUGUUUUGGUUACAGACAUUCAGAACACAAUGCAUAUCUCGUGUAGAAAAAGCUCUAGAAAUAGACAAAGAUGUUGUCUUGGUUACAUCGCUCGUCAAAUUUUCUAAUUCAUCAGUUGAUACCCUAUCCUGCUUUGCCAAGAUAACAGAAGAAUGGAGAGAGAUAGAUUAUCAGUUACCUGAUUUAGCUAUGAUGGGGGUUACAAAGAUAACAGAUUUAAUAUGUGAUGGUGCGAGAAUGUAUGCUGAUAAAAUACAUAAUAUUUUAGAGAGAAAUUGUUAUUAUGAUACACAUGAGGAACAAUUCGAUGUUCAUGAUAGACUGUGUAUUACAUUAAAUAACAUAGAACAUGUGAGACAAUAUCUAUAUGAACUACCCGAAUUGUUAAAUUGGCAGGCAACGUCGGAUUCUAUAUCAUCAAAAUAUGAAGACGAUUCUGUGGGACAACAGUCUUUAAAAACUUUAAAUAGACUAUUAACAACGACACAAUGUGACAUUUUAGUGAAAAGUAAAUUCCUAUUACAAGAAAUUGGCAAUAAAAUGAAAGUCAACAUACAACAAAAUAUGGAGAACUUGACUAAAGAACCCGAGAGAGUGUCGGCAAUAGAUGAAAUCUUAUGUUAUUUAUCCACUAAUUUAGAAACAUUAAAUACUCGACUAAUGUCCUCUAUAUAUCCUAUAAUGUUAGAGAAUCUCUUUGAUGUGGUGAUGACCAUAUUUAAUGAACAAUUACAAAUUGGGCGAAUGCCUGAUUAUUACCGACAUAUGAAAAUGCAUUUUAAUUCUGUGUCGUCGUUUUUUAUUGAGUGCGGCAUGGACUGUAGUAUGACAAAGAAGGGGAACUAUCAAUUAGUAAAAGAAAGAUUAGAAGAAAAUUCUAUGUCCACAGAAGAUCUGAUGCUGGUGUAUUAUGAAAACCUCGCCAAUGGUGUGAGAACACCAGAAGAAUAUUUGGGACAUUUAGCCGUGAAGGCAGGUUUUAUUGAAGAAACUGGAGGCAACGUUUCUAUAUAUGUUAAAGUGAUAAGAGGAGUUAAUCUACCAGGUUUAGAUUCGUCUGGUAAAAGUGACCCAUAUGUUAACAUCUGUAUCAAACCAAUAACGUUAUCCACCAAACACAAAACAAAACGCACACAAAUCGUAUAUAAAUCAUUGAACCCAACAUUUAAUGAAGAUUUCACUUUUAAUGCUGUUCCAGAAUGUUACAUGCAUACAAGAGGGGCUGUGAUAUUAUUCACGGUGUUCGACCAUGAUAGUUUUUCUGCUGAUGAUUUUGCAGGGGAAAUUGCCAUUCACAUGCCAGCCAUAAAAAAACUAGAAGAAAAUGAAAACACUGAUUCUCUACAGGCUAUGAUGCUACCAUUAAAGAGACCGAAACAACCCAGGCAUGGUCCAUUUCAGAUUUUAACUGAGAGACAAGCUAGUGAUAGAAUAGCUAAAAGGUUUAUUAGUGAAAGAUUAAAAUUUAUUUAUAACCAACCGAAACGAACUGAUGGUGCAUCCAAAUCUUCUCUGUGUGGUUUCUUUAACUUUUGACUCAGGAAAAGGGAAAUAACUCCAUUGCGAAAACUCGAGUGAUGCUUUUUUUUAAUAUCCGAGGAUGAUUCAUAUGGCUUCAACAAUUUCAGCCGUUCAGGUUUUUUCUUCUUUAAGACUGCUAUUUGACAUAUUGUUGACAAUGUGACGUGUCAAUCUUAUUAAAUUGUAUUGUGAAAUGUUAAAGUGCACCAAAACAAUGAACAGAAUGGUGUUUGAAAGGACUAUAACAUAUCACGAAUUAAAUUGUUCAUUAUAUUAUCGAGAAUACGAAGAGAUAAUUAAUAAACCUUUCCAAAAUAAUGUGCUUAGAUUUUAAUCAGACUUGCAAACAAAAUACAGUGCGCCGUUUGUAUUACAAUUUUGCAUAGAAAAACUAUAUGGAUAAAAUAUCAAUAAACAAUGUUUUGUUCGAGUCGGUGGAUCUGGAAAAAACUAUUGUGGGGUUGUACGUGUAUUUUGUAAUACUAAUAAGGAAAACAGUGAUACAAAAGUACAAAAAAAAUUUAUUAGCUCUAUGAACUUUGUGUGUUGGAUAGUGGUAUGAAAUCUGACAUGAGCUCGAAGAAUGAAUAUGUGAUCAAUCAAAUUAUUUAAGUAGAUAUACUAACUUGUAAAUAUGCAAUAAAUAAU
Molecule: messenger RNA, 4379 nt
Organism: Patella vulgata (common limpet)
Lineage: Eukaryota; Metazoa; Mollusca; Gastropoda; Patellidae
Product: protein unc-13 homolog D
Exons: 27
Coding region: 189-3746 (1185 amino acids)
Source: RefSeq, a predicted model, not a curated record